This is a messenger RNA of Bicyclus anynana (squinting bush brown), 2906 nucleotides long. RefSeq lists its product as uncharacterized. NCBI's taxonomy places the organism in Eukaryota, Metazoa, Arthropoda, Insecta, Lepidoptera, Nymphalidae. The transcript is spliced from 3 exons. The coding region runs from base 1 to 420 and encodes 139 amino acids. The record is from RefSeq and is a predicted model, not a curated record.
AUGGGCACAGUGCGCGGUGCUAGGCCGCCGUCCCAAACCGCGUACUACGUGGCCCUGGCAGGAAUACUGGUCUUACUGGCACUCCUACUGUGCUACUUCUUCUACUUCUGCGUCAAACGGAUUAAGGAGUUAUCUCACGCAACGUUCCCCGAGCCGGUCACGUCGGUGAGACCGCCGCCCGCCCCGCCAAAGCCCAAGUCGCAAGCUUACCCUGUACAGCCUGGUGUACGUGAGAGCGCGACGGCGAUGGCCCGCCUGUGCAAGCUGCCUCCAGCACCGACACACACCGACACAGUGUUCCCCUCAAGCCGCUCGCCAGCACACAGCGCCGUGUCACUGCCUGCGCCCAGGAUCAUCAGCCAGCCACCGUCGCCAGUUGGAAAACAGAUCGCCAGCGUACCGCCCACUGAGGCUGACUAAAUGACCACCAGGGAUCUAUUUAGAAUAGAAUAGAAUAUCUUUAUUUGUCCACACACAAGUGAACAAAAGUUGUGGCGCUGGUUUUCAGGUGAAACCUUGUGUGUUCACGGACGUGUCUACGACUAUGGUUAACUUAAAACUUACAACAAACCAAAUCUAUUCCUGAUGAUAACAAUAUAUGUAUAUUAAACUAAAGUUUAAUAAGUUUAAUUAGUUCGUGCCAUUUUGUAUGGGGCGUUUUUCAGGGAUCCGUGGCAGCGCCGCAAAUCUGACCAUUUAAAUCCCUGUAGCUCCGAAAGUAAUGAUCGCAAAUACCCUGUUCCUUUUACAAAAUUGCUUUACUAUUAGCAUACUCUUAAUUUAUACAAUUUAAAAAUCUGUCAUCAUCCCUAUUGGCCGUUAAGGGUUACUAUGUAUCCCGAACCACCGACGAUCUAUUACAUCGUUUUUAGUUUCGCCAUGUUAGUCUGUCUGUCCGCGAUUUAGUGCAGAGACUACAAUGCUGUAUAGUCUGGCAAGCUCGUUGAUGACACUCGUGGUGUGAAAUCGUGCGUGCGGGGAAGUGAGGUGCAUCAGUCGUGGGUUUUUCAUUCAUCGCUACACGGCCCCCGGCCUGCGCAGACCAUCGGGAGUGUUACGAACGAAGUUGCCAAGCUAUAAUUUAGCAUGACUAUGAACAUCUUCCGAUGUUGAUUUAUCGUUAUUUAAUGUACCUAUUGGAGUUAUUUAUACCAUUUUGCCAGAUUUUCUCAUAAAAAUGUUUAUUUACACAAGUCAAUUUGUAUAUACUUAUUGCAUUAACUUGUAUUGUCGGUAUAUUUUUUUUUAUAAUUCAAGUUCCAAAUGAUGACAGAAGAUAUUUAUCAGUAUAAAAAUAUGCAAACGUCAUGUAUUGGAUGGAUACCUAUGUAUACCUAAACAUGUAAAAAAAAUAAUAAGAAUUAACCCUUAGCACCACCCGUUAUUUCCAACCAAACAUAUAACACACACUCGUGGGGGAGCUAGGUCCGCCAUAUAUCAUACUAGCGGACGCCCGCGACUUCGUCCGCGUAAAUUUCGAUGUCAACUUUACUACUACCCCUACCCUACCCUACCACUACCCCAACGCUACCCUACCCUACCACUACCCCAACGCUACCCUACCCAACCCCUACCCUACCACUACCCCAACCCUACCCUACCCUACCCCUACCCUACCACUUCCCUAUCCUACCCGUACCUCUACUCUACCACUACCCUACCUCUACCCCUACCCUACCACUACCCUAAACCCGGCCCUAAACCUACCCUACCCCUACGCUUCCCUACCCGUACCCUACCCUACCCUGUAACUUCUCUAUCUUACUCCUACCCUUAGCAAAAUCGGUCCAGUCCUUCGAGAGUGGUGGUAUGACCAAGAGAAAUAGAGACUUCUAUGCUAAUAAUAUAAAGAGGUAAAGUUCGUGUGGUUGUAGGAGGUAAUCUCUGGAUCUACUGGACCGAUUUGGAAAAUUGUUUUACCAAUAGAAAGCUACGUUAUUUGCGAGUGUCAUAGGCUAUGUUUGAUCCCCAUAUUCACACGGGAACGGAAACUACGUAAAUGAAAGCGCCGUGCGUCAUAUAGCGGAAUUUCUGCGUCUUUUAGAAAUUUCGUAUUAUCUCCGAAACUAUUUAACUAAUUAACAUACUGUAAAGGGCAAAUCGUAUCUCCAUAAUAUCCUGGUGAUUAUUAAAUAAUUUAUUUUAAUAAGGAUUAAAGUUUAGUUGUAUAAAUAAUGACGUUAACCCAAGUAUAUAAAAUUAAUAAUUUUUAAAACACAAAAGGUACUAUAUCUGCUAAUAUAUAGAAGAUAGAUGUAUGGUGUCGCGGACUUUUUUGUAGAACUUUUAAAGAUACAUAAAGUCUAUAUACAUUAAUUUCAAUUUUACACAAUAGUUAAGGCAGCGCAUGCGAAUAAGUCUGUUUAAGAGGAUUUUCAAUCCGACCUGUAUGACAAAAACUGUGAUAACUCGGCUAAUAUAUAUGAUACCAAUAUAAAAUAUAGCCUAUAGCACUCCCCGAUAAUGUAGCAUUCUACUGGUGAAAGAAUUUUUAAAAUCGGACCAGUAGUUCCGAAGAUUACCCCAUUUAAAAAAUGUGACAAACUUACAAACUUUACCUCUUUAUAAUAUUAGUAUAGAUUUUAUUUAAUUGGAAAUUAACAUUUUAUUUCAGUUUUUUUUUUGGUAAAAAUAAAAAUAUUAAAAGACAUAAUAUUACUAGUCAGCAAACAUUAAACAAAAAUGUAAUAUUUAUAUCGUGUUACUUAAAAUAAGUAGGUAAAGUUUGAAGUUUUGGUAACAUUUUUUUUAAAUCUAAUUCAUGACUGACUAUAGAAACUGAAGAACAAAGACAAUUUAACUUUAAAAAUUUACUUGAUUUUUGAAGUUAAAUUGUCUUUCUACGUUAACUUUUAAUAAUUACUAACUUACUCUUUUUAUAUAGGUAUUGAUGUAUCUAUGCUCAA